Molecule: messenger RNA, 1666 nt
Organism: Elgaria multicarinata webbii
Lineage: Eukaryota; Metazoa; Chordata; Lepidosauria; Squamata; Anguidae
Gene: DRD2
Product: dopamine receptor D2
Exons: 7
Coding region: 1-1332 (443 amino acids)
Biological process (GO): adenylate cyclase-activating adrenergic receptor signaling pathway; negative regulation of voltage-gated calcium channel activity; negative regulation of adenylate cyclase activity
Cellular component (GO): glutamatergic synapse; plasma membrane; presynaptic membrane
Molecular function (GO): G protein-coupled receptor activity; dopamine neurotransmitter receptor activity, coupled via Gi/Go
Source: RefSeq, a predicted model, not a curated record
AUGGAUUUUCCAAAUAUGUCCUGGUAUGAUGGCGGCUAUGACAACAAAACCCUCAAUGGAUCCAGCCCAAGAGAGAAGCCUCACCAGUACAAUUACUACGCCAUGCUUCUCACGCUCCUCAUCUUCGUCAUCGUUUUUGGCAACGUGCUGGUGUGCAUGGCUGUGUCACGGGAGAAGGCCCUCCAGACAACCACCAACUACCUGAUCGUUAGUCUUGCUGUGGCAGACCUUCUCGUGGCUACACUGGUGAUGCCGUGGGUAGUCUAUUUGGAGGUGGUCGGCGAGUGGCGAUUCAGCCACAUCCACUGUGACAUCUUCGUUACCCUGGAUGUUAUGAUGUGUACAGCGAGCAUCCUCAAUCUUUGUGCUAUCAGCAUUGACAGGUAUACCGCCGUGGCAAUGCCAAUGCUUUAUAAUACUCGCUACAGCUCUAAGCGCAGAGUCACUGUCAUGAUAGCUGUGGUCUGGGUCCUCUCUUUUGCCAUCUCCUGUCCUUUGCUUUUUGGACUGAAUAAUCCAGAGAAAAAUGAGUGUAUCAUUGCGAACCCUGCCUUUGUUGUGUAUUCCUCUAUCGUCUCCUUCUACGUUCCCUUCAUUGUCACCCUGCUGGUGUACGUGCAGAUAUACAUAGUGUUGCGGAAACGCAGGAAGCGGGUCAACACCAAACGCAUCGCCACCCACGCGGGCCUGGACUCUGACACGCAGGCCCCACUGAAGGACAAAUGCACUCAUCCAGAAGAUGUCAGGCUCUGCACGCUCAUCAUGAAGACCAAUGGGAACUUCCCUGUUCAUAAACGGAAAGUGGAGGCCGUGAGUCACAUAGAAGAGAUGGAGAUGGCCACCAGCACCAGCCCACCAGAGAAGAGACUACACAAGCCAUCAGUGCCAAGUAACAACGAACUGGCUGUUCCAGCAGCUUCCAACCAGUGUGCCAAUUCAACUCCGCCUCCUCCUGUGGACAGCCUGCUAAAAGUAGAGAAGAACGGGCAUACUGCGGACAACCCCCAAACAGCCAAGGUCUUUGAAAUCCAGACAAUGCCCAAUGGCAAGACAAGGACCUCACUCAAGACAAUGAGUAGGAGGAAGUUUUCACAGCAGAAGGAAAAGAAAGCCACUCAAAUGCUUGCCAUUGUGCUUGGUGUCUUUAUCAUCUGUUGGCUCCCCUUCUUCAUCACCCACAUCCUGAACAUGCACUGCCACUGUGAAAUCCCCCCAUUGAUGUACAAUGCCUUCACAUGGCUUGGAUAUGUCAACAGUGCUGUCAACCCCAUUAUCUACACCACCUUCAAUAUUGAGUUCCGGAAGGCCUUCAUAAAAAUCCUGCACUGCUAACUUGAGGACCGGAUGCAUGAAGACCACUGUCCUAUUGGGGGCCAUGGAAAGAACUUGUGUUGUAUCUGGAUAAACACACACAGUGUUAAGAGUGCCAUGUCUACAUGUUUUUUACAGCUAGGAUGCAACAGAAGUCACAGUUGAGGUGUUCUCUCUCACACGCGGAUAUUUAGACUCUGUGGGACUGUCGCAAAAGAGAUCAUUUCAAAUGCAUCCUUUGCACUAUGCUAAAAAGGAAAGAACAAAAGAACUAGGAAAAGCACCCACAAUUACACCUGCUUGUGGUCAAAAAGAUCUCCAGUGCAUUUAAUCACAAAUUUUAGCUGAGCCCAAC